Penicillium brevicompactum is the source of this 1722-nucleotide messenger RNA. RefSeq names its product GMC family oxidoreductase. NCBI's taxonomy places the organism in Eukaryota, Fungi, Ascomycota, Eurotiomycetes, Eurotiales, Aspergillaceae. The transcript has 3 exons. The record is from RefSeq and is a predicted model, not a curated record. Gene Ontology annotation, molecular function: flavin adenine dinucleotide binding; oxidoreductase activity, acting on CH-OH group of donors. The coding region runs from base 1 to 1722 and encodes 573 amino acids.
AUGUCCACAUUCGACUUCAUCGUUGUCGGAAGUGGCCCCUCCGGCAGUGCGAUCGCCGCCGGUCUCGCCAACUCAACCGCCAAGCCCCGCGUUCUCCUCUUGGAGGCCGGUGAUGCCAAAGAAGACCGUAAUUUGCGCGUCGAUGGUCAGCGAUGGACCACCUUUACUGAUCAGUCUAUGAACUGGGGCUUCAAGACCACCCCACAACCAGACUGUGCCAACCGUGAGAUCGACUACAGCCGUGGUCGCUGCAUGGGUGGGUCCAGCGCUAUUAACUUCGGCGUGUACAGCGUCGGAGCUCGUGACGACUACCAGGAAUGGGCUCGCAUCGCUGGCGAUGACAAAUUCAGCUGGCCCAAGAUUCAGCGCAGAUUCAAAGCCCUGGAAACCUUCCAUGGUCAGAUCCCCGACGGUAUCGAUAGCAAGUAUGCCGACCCCAAGACCAGAAACCACGGCAGUGAGGGUCCUCUGCAUGUUGGCUUUGCCCGUGAGUGGGAGCGGGAUCUUACCGAUGUCCUGGAUGUCUUUGAGGAAGCUGGCUUCCCAUUGAACCCCGACCACAACUCUGGUAACCCAAUCGGCAUGUCGGUGAUGAUCAACUCGGCCCACCGUGGUCUGCGCUCCAUGGCCAGUGACUUGGUCAAGGGCAGCCAGGAUAACUUGACUGUUGUCACCGGUGCCCCGGUCCAGCGUAUUCUCCUUGAAGGCAAGAAGGCCGUCGGUGUCGAAUCCAACGGAAAGAAGUACUACAGCUCAGUGGAAGUCAUCCUCUCUGCCGGCUCACUGAAUGAUCCCCGCAUCCUGAUGCACUCGGGUAUCGGUCCCGCCGCCCAACUCGAGCAAUACCAGAUUCCCGUCGUGCACGACGUCCCAGCCGUCGGCCAAGGCCUCCGCGACCACUGCUUCGUGCCAAUGGUCAACACCCGCACUGAAACCAGCACAGACCGCAAAGCCUUCUACGGCGACAAAGCCGCCAUGGACGCCGCGCAGAAGCAAUGGCAAGAAGACGGGACAGGACCAUGGGCCAAAUUCGCCUGCGAACUAGGCAUCGGCUGGUUCAAGCUCGCCGAGCAAUUGACCUCCUCCCCCGAAUUCAAGGCCCUCCCUGCAGAUGAGCAGAAGUACCUCCUCGCAGAGACCGUCCCUCACUACGAGGUUAUCACCCACUUCCCCAUCCACUGGUUCAUUCCCGAUUUCCCCGCCGAGGCCCUCAGCUACUCCUGCCUGCUGGUCUUCCUUUUCAACGCCCAGACCCGUGGCGAGGUCACUCUCCAGUCCUCAGACCCCGACGCACCCCUUUCCUUCAACCCUAAGUUCCUAGCUCAUCCAUUCGACCGCAAGCUGGCCAUCGAGGCACUGCGUGACUCGUUCCGCGUCGCGAAGCACGACUCCUACAAGAAAGAUAACAUCGCCGAGCUGGCUAUGCCGAAGAGCGAGUCCGACGAAGACCUGCUCGAAUACUGGCAGCAGAACAUCUCUUCCAGCUGGCACAUGACCGGUACUGUGAAGAUGGGCAAGAGUGGUGACGCAGAUGCAGUUGUGGAUCCUGAUUUCAAGGUCUUCGGCAUUGAGAACUUGCGUAUCGCUGAUAUGGGUGUUGUGCCCGUCUUGGUCAACGCCCAUGUUCAGACUGUCGCCUAUGUCACUGGUGUUACUUGUGCGGAGAAGUUGAUCAAGGAGUAUCAGCUUAACGGACCUGUCAGAGCGGCUAAGCUUGCUUAG